Molecule: messenger RNA, 3123 nt
Organism: Verticillium nonalfalfae
Lineage: Eukaryota; Fungi; Ascomycota; Sordariomycetes; Glomerellales; Plectosphaerellaceae
Exons: 3
Coding region: 1-3123 (1040 amino acids)
Biological process (GO): DNA repair; DNA replication
Cellular component (GO): DNA replication factor C complex; nucleus
Molecular function (GO): ATP binding; ATP hydrolysis activity; DNA clamp loader activity
Source: RefSeq, a predicted model, not a curated record
AUGCCUGACAUCAGGUCCUUCUUCGGGCCCAAGGGGGGUGCACCCCCUCCGAAGCCACAGCCCGCACCCAAAAAAGCCGAACCACCAGCCAAGGGCCGCCGGGGCCGCAAGGUCGUCGAGGACAGUGACGAAGAUGAUGUUGCUGUGAUUGAAGACAAGCCCAAGAAAGCUACCCCGAAAAAGAAAGCGAAGGAGGAAACCAACGAUGUGAUGAUUUCUGCGAGCGACUAUUUCGCAUCUUCCAACAGCAAAGCGAACAAGGCACCUGUUUCACCUGUGAAGAAGGUGAAGGCCGAAGUCGAGAUUCGGACAAGUCCCAGGAACAAACAAGCCGCGUCAAAACCCGCGCCCAAGCCGGCAGCCGUGCCAUCACCGGCCAAGAGUCGAGCAGCCACGAAGAAGCGGAGCGUGACGGCAUAUCAGGCCCACGAUGAUGACGAUGACGGCGAUGCCUACCGAGAUGAUGGCGCAGACGAAGACGACGAUGAUAUUUUUGCAGCCGAUACCAAAGGACGAGGCAAGCGCAAGAACGACGACUAUGCCGAGGAUGAAAGCGACGAGGACAUUCUGCCGAAGCCGAAGCGAGCAGCUGCCCGGAACAUCACUUCCGAAACGACGGCACCCAAGAGCAAGCCUGCGGCGAGUAAGAAGAGGAAAUCGCCCGAGACCGAGUCUGAGCCCGAGGAGGAGAAGCCCCGCAAGAAGCAAGCGCCCGCCAAACCGCGCGCUCCCAAGGCGAAAAAGCCUGCUGAGGCCGAAGAUGCCUCUUACCAGGCCAUCCUUGAUGACAUCCCCACAGUCAGGGCGCCAACGCCCCCUGCGAGAGACCCCGAUGCCAAGUUCGACUGGAGGACGGCAAGCAAGACUGGAGGCAACGGCGCUGCACCGCCCUUGAACCCUGGAAGCGCCGAGUUACCAGAGGGCGAGGAUGAAUGUCUUACUGGCCUCGCCUUCGUCUUCACUGGUGUUCUUCAAACCAUCGGUCGCGAAGAGGCACAGGCUCUUGUCAAGAGGUAUGGCGGAAAGGUCACGGGUUCACCGAGCAGCAAGACGAGUUACGUCGUGCUUGGAGAAGAUGCCGGCCCUAGCAAACUCAAGAAGAUACAAGAUCUCGGCAUCAAGACAAUCGAUGAAAACGGUCUUUUCGAGCUCAUCAAACGCCUUCCUGCAUAUGGAGGCGGCGGCAAAGGAGCAGAGAAGGCACGGGAGAAGAAGAAGCAGGCCGAGGAGAAAAUCAAAAUCGACGCUCGAGAGAUGGAACGUGAAGAGAAGGCCCGAAAGCUCGAGGCUGAAAAGGCCGCUCAAAAGGCUGCCGCAGCCCGUGGUUCGGCCGCACCUGUCAAGCCAGCAGCCCCUGUGGCCCAGCUCUGGACGUCAAAAUAUGCACCCACGCAGCUCAGCCAUAUCUGUGGCAACAAGGCACAGGUUGAGAAGAUCCAGAAUUGGCUCAAAAAUUGGCAAAAGAGCCGCAAAUGGGACUUCCAAAAACGGGGGGCCGACGGCAUGGGUGCGGAGCGAGCCAUCAUCAUAUCCGGCCCCCCGGGUAUCGGCAAGACCACAGCAGCACACCUCGCAGCCAAGCUGGAAGGGUUCGACGUCAUUGAGAGCAACGCAAGCGACACCAGAAGCAAGAGGCUGGUGGAGGAAGGUGUCAGCGAAGUCAUGAACAACACCUCGCUACUCGGCUUCUUCUCUGGCGACGGAAAGAAGCUAGAUGCCGGCAAGAAGAACAUAGUCCUGAUUAUGGACGAGGUUGACGGCAUGUCGGCCGGUGAUCGCGGCGGUGUCGGAGCUCUGGCCAAGUACUGCAAAAAGACAGAAGUGCCUCUGAUUCUCAUCUGCAACGAGCGUCGUUUGCCCAAGAUGAAGCCCUUCGAUCAUGUUGCCAUGGACAUCCAGUUCCGACGACCGACAGUCGAUCAGGUUCGAUCUCGUAUCAUGACCAUCUGCCACAGGGAGGGACUAAAGCUUCCCCCUCCAGUGGUCGAUGCGUUGAUCGAAGGCAGCAACAAGGAUAUUCGUCAAAUCAUCAACAUGAUUUCGACAGCAAAACUCGACCAGUCAGCCAUGGAUUUCGACCAAGGCAAGGCCAUGACCAAGGCUUGGGAGAAGCAUGUCGUUCUGAAGCCCUGGGACAUUUGCCAGAAGAUGCUCGGAGGCGGCCUCUUCGCGCCUUCUAGCAAUGCCACGCUCAAUGACAAGAUUGAGCUCUACUUCAACGAUCAUGAGUUCAGCUACCUGAUGAUCCAGGAAAACUAUCUUCGAUGUAAGCCAAUGGCGUUGAACAACAGAGGCUACAACAAAAGGGAGGAGAACCUCAAGGCGCUCGAACUUUUUGAUCAAGCGGCAGAGAGUAUCAGUGACGGUGAUCUCGUCGAUCGCAUGAUCCACGGACCGCAGCAACAGUGGAGUCUCAUGCCAACGCAUGCCAUCUUCAGUACCGUACGCCCUGCCAGUUUCAUCGCCGGCCAACUCAUGGGAUCCAACUUUACCUCGUGGCUUGGCAACAACAGCAAGACAGGCAAGCUCAACCGAUUCAUCCGUGAGAUUCAUGCUCAUAUGCGACUGAGGUCCUCUGGUGACGCGAAUGAGAUUCGCCAGCAAUACCUUCCUGUCCUGUGGGAACGGAUAAUCCGCCGCCUUGAUAUUGAGGGCAAGGAGAGUGUGUCGGACAUUAUCGAUCUUAUGGACAGCUACUACUUGACUCGCGAUGACUUUGAUGCGAUGAAGGAGUUAGGUGUGGGACCGCAGGAUGAGUCUCGCAUCAAACUCGAAACGCAGACAAAGGCACACUUCACAAGGACGUACAAUCAAAUGUCCCACCCUGUUCCUUUCAUGAAAUCGGGCAAUGUUCAAGCACCGAUGAAGAAGGCCAAGGACGCUCCUGACCUCGAAGAAGCUAUCGAGGAGGAAGAUGAGGGCGAAGCUGAGCCGGAGGAGGCUGUUGAUGAGGACAAGCUCGACCUGAAGACGGACAAGUACGUCAAAGCAGCCAAGAAGAAGCCCGUAAAGGGGGCCAAGGCAAAGGCAACAAAGAAAGCGGAGGACGGAAAUGAGAGCGAUGCCAAGCCCAAGAAAGGCCGCGCAAAGGCCCCUGCGGCGAAGGGCAAGGCCAAGAAGUGA